CUACUGAGAACACUCACUGGCUAACCUGCCCCAAAAACCCAAUACCCCCGCACCAACUCAUAACCAAAAUAUCAAAAUACUCUGCUAAACAUGGAGUCCAGCUGCCAGACCUAGCAACACUCUUGCAAGUUUUCUUCAUAAAUGGUACAAAU
Racocetra persica is the source of this 152-nucleotide messenger RNA. Lineage: Eukaryota; Fungi; Glomeromycota; Glomeromycetes; Diversisporales; Gigasporaceae. The record is from the annotation of a GenBank genome assembly.